CCUUAUCUCUGCCUUCAGCUGGUGGGUGGAGAGCAGCAGCUCGAAGUGGACUAGAGAUUGAGCUAUAAAGUGCAGAAGUUGUUCGACUUCAGUGCAGGUCAACAGCACCAAACGUUGGCGCCAUGGCCUCAAUCCUCCAGUGCUGCCCUUUCCUGACCAGGGACCCAUCCACCUUCCUGCGCAAAUUGCGUCCCCUGCUGGUCAGCAGUGCCCAGCGCUGCCCUGUGAUGGUGGCCCGCACCUUCUCCCGUUCGGUUGCUGACCUGCAGAAUGGAGAGGAGACCUGUGGAGGUACAGGCUCAACUGUGCAGGCGGUGCCUGUGGCUCUCCCUACCACCCACUGCCCUUUCAUGGAGUCGGAGCGCCGAAGCGGCCAGAGUUCCUUUGUGCACGAGGCAAAACCCGAAGUCCAGGAAGAUGUCAGACCUUUCAAGUCAGGGGUGUUGAACUCUCUGAUCAGAGAGGUGCAGUCCAGCCUCAAGAGGAAGUUGCUCAACUCUGACCAAGCGUCGCACCUCAUCCAGGACAACAUGCCAGGGAGCACCAUGUUUGAUUAUGAUGGGUUCUUUGAAGACAAGAUCCAGGCAAAGAAGCAAGAUCACACCUAUCGGGUCUUCAAGACAGUGAAUCGUCGGGCUGAUGACUACCCUUUUGCCGAGGACUACUCUGGCUCCCAGGUUGAGGCGCGAGAGGUGUCCGUCUGGUGCAGCAAUGACUACUUGGGAAUGAGUCGCCAUCCCCGAGUGCUGCAGGCCAUCCAGGACACUCUGCAGCUUUACGGAGCGGGGGCUGGAGGCACCAGGAACAUUUCCGGCACCAGUAAGUUCCACGUGGAUCUGGAGCAAGAACUGGCCAGCUUGCACGGCAAAGAUGCUGCCCUGCUCUUCUCCUCAUGCUUCGUGGCCAACGACUCCACUCUCUUCACUCUGGCCCGCAUGCUGCCAGGGUGCGAGAUCUAUUCAGACGCUGGGAACCACGCCUCCAUGAUCCAGGGCAUCCGAAACAGCGGAGUGCCGAAGUUUGUCUUCCGGCACAAUGACCCCAAACACCUGGAGGAGCUCCUGAGCAAGGCCAGCCCUAGCACACCAAAGAUUGUCGCCUUUGAGACGGUGCACUCCAUGGACGGCGGCAUCUGCCCGUUGAAGGAAUUGUGCGACGUGGCACACCGCUACGGAGCCAUCACUUUUGUGGAUGAGGUCCAUGCCGUUGGCCUUUAUGGAGCCCACGGGGCCGGCGUUGGAGAACGUGAUGGAGUGAUGGGCAAGAUAGACAUUGUCUCUGGCACGCUGGGGAAGGCUUUCGGCUGUGUGGGCGGGUACGUGGCCAGCACCGCUUCCCUUGUCGACACUGUGCGCUCCUACGCCGCCGGGUUCAUCUUCACCACCUCCCUGCCCCCCAUGGCACUGGCCGGAGCCCUGGAAUCGGUCCAGAUCCUGAAGAGUGUUGAGGGGCAGGCGCUGCGCCGUGCCCACCAGCGCAACGUCAAGCACAUGCGCCAGCUGCUCAUGGAUGCGGGGCUGCCCGUGGUCAGCUGCCCCAGCCACAUCAUCCCUAUACGGGUUGGCGAUGCAGCCCUAAACACCCGCCUCUGUGACCUGCUCCUGUCUGAAUAUAGCAUCUAUGUCCAAGCUAUCAAUUACCCUACCGUGCCUCGGGGGGAGGAGCUGCUGCGGCUGGCCCCUUCGCCUCACCACACCCCACCCAUGAUGGACUACUUUGUGGAGAAGCUCCUGGCAGCCUGGCAGGAGGUGGGUCUGCCUCUGCAGGCCUCCCCUUCCCCAGAGUGCAACUUCUGCCGCCGCCCGCUCCAUUUUUCCCUCAUGAGCGAGUGGGAGCGGGAUUACUUUGGCAACAUGGGGCCACGCUACAUCACACUUGCCGCCUGAGGCCUGCCACUGCCCCACACAGGGGCAUCGAGGCCCCCAACCUGACAGGAAGAGCGACCAGCAUCCUUAACGCCGACACUGCCAAACGAGAGGAAGGAGGGACUCUGAACACAAUAAACCUCUGCAACUGUA
Elgaria multicarinata webbii is the source of this 2018-nucleotide messenger RNA. It is a transcript of the gene ALAS2, whose product is annotated as 5'-aminolevulinate synthase 2. Gene Ontology annotation, biological process: erythrocyte development; hemoglobin biosynthetic process; heme biosynthetic process. The record is from RefSeq and is a predicted model, not a curated record. Gene Ontology annotation, cellular component: mitochondrial matrix; mitochondrion. Bases 123 to 1886 code for a protein of 587 amino acids. Lineage: Eukaryota; Metazoa; Chordata; Lepidosauria; Squamata; Anguidae. Gene Ontology annotation, molecular function: 5-aminolevulinate synthase activity; pyridoxal phosphate binding. The transcript has 11 exons.